Perca flavescens (yellow perch) is the source of this 4537-nucleotide messenger RNA. RefSeq names its product plasmanylethanolamine desaturase 1 (gene peds1b). The transcript is spliced from 6 exons. NCBI's taxonomy places the organism in Eukaryota, Metazoa, Chordata, Actinopteri, Perciformes, Percidae. Gene Ontology annotation, molecular function: oxidoreductase activity. Bases 260 to 1087 code for a protein of 275 amino acids. The record is from RefSeq and is a predicted model, not a curated record.
GAUUCGUAAUGACUCUUCCUUCUUUCUAGUUUCCUUGGGUGAGGUCAGGAACUCGGUCUUUCCGCUCUCAAACCAAACCCCCAUUGGUCACUCGGCUAUCCAGGGGAACAUUUGCCGUCCCGUGAUUGGCAGCUGCUCUCAACGACUUGCACUUGAUUGGUUGAAAACGUUACGCUGUCUGUGGGCUGAGAACUUGAUGAUUCUGUUGGUUCCUGACUGAAAUUAGAGAGAUUGAAGGGGCUGGGCUCACAGUAGAGAAAUGGCGAGAACGGUUAACGAGAGCGGGUGUGGAGAAGAAACACAGAGCCAGGAGCCGCAGGGACCGGGCCUGGGUUCGGCCAGAUGGGGUCCACAACACGCCGGUGCCCGAGAACUGGCAAAUUUAUACUCCCCAGGCAAAAGAUGUCAGGAAUGGGUGAGUGUCAUCCUCUGCUUCUCUCUCAUGGCCUUCAAUUUCAUUCACCUUCUUGCCAAUUUCCACCUGGGACAUCUGUGGUACAUCCUGUUGAGUGUUGUGGCAGGAAUACUUACCGCAGACUUUGCGUCAGGACUUGUCCAUUGGGGGGCUGAUACAUGGGGAUCAGUGGAUCUACCCAUCUUUGGGAAGGCUUUUAUACGACCAUUUAGAGAGCACCACAUCGAUCCCACAGCCAUUACCCGUCACGACUUCAUUGAGACCAAUGGUGACAACUGCAUGCUUACCGUAGUCCCUCUAGCAAACAUGGCCUUCAGCUUCCUCACCCUCACCCCCCAGGAGAUUUACCAUGUCUACCCCUGGUUCUGCUACUUGUUCGCACUAGGCGUCUUUGUGACCCUAACUAACCAGAUUCACAAGUGGUCGCACACGUAUUUCGGCCUGCCUCGUUGGGUCGUGUUCCUGCAGGACUUCCACAUCAUCCUUCCCCGCAAGCACCACCGCAUCCAUCACGUCUCCCCCCAUGAGACCUACUUCUGCAUCACCACAGGUUGGCUGAACUACCCUCUGGAGAAGAUGGGUUUCUGGAGGAACCUGGAGGAUCUUAUCCAGGGUGUGACGGGAGAGAAGCCCAGGGCGGACGACCUGAAAUGGGCUCAAAAAGUGAAGUAACGCCGCAGGCUAACCGCAUCCUACCUCAGAAGACGCGGGCUCCGUCCGGGCUUCUCAUCCCCUUUUUUUGCCUCACACAGACUGUAAUCCAUAGAAAGCAAAACUAACAAACACUUUCUGAUGCCAUAGCUUUAAGUCUUGCACAUUUUGUCUGUUUUUCAAGAGGAGGGCUCUGUUGAUGGAACUUUUCAUUACUCCCUCGUGGAGAUCAUCGUUUCACAAUUGCAAUAUAUCCUAAACUCUUUGUGUGUCUAACACAAAUAAUAACUUUUUUUGAGUUGAUUUCCAAAUAGAGAGAAGGUAUGAUCAGAAACAAUAAUUUGAAAUCGCUUUCCAAGAAGAUUAAAAGAUUUCCAUCACGUCAGAAAAUUCAAACAAGCCUAGGAAAGAACACUUGAAAGAGUGAACACUCACUUUCCACUCCAGAGACAAAACCGUUCAUUUUCAGAGUGGAUGAACCACGUUGUAUUUAGCACUGCUUUUGUUUCUGGAUAAGUCUUUGUAUUUCCACCUCAUCAAGGGUCUUCUUGAAGUGCAAGUAAUGGCAUUAGAUUUAGGCCGUGGUAAGUAGUAGAGCUGGGGUGAUAAGGUAUUUUUGGAUGCUUUAUCAAUGUGGAUAGCUAAAGAACAAAAUGUUCUGUUACAUUUGUUGAUUUCUUGCACAUUUGGGUUCAGCUGCUGUUUUUUUUUUUUUUUUUUUUUUAGAAGAUGGGUGAUGACAAUAUUUAAUAGUUUAGUCAUGAAUUUAUCAAUCUGAGACAAUGACUACAGUUGCAGUGGAAGAGUCAAUGCUACUUUAAGGCCACUAUCAUCCCUCCAGAAUGCUAAAUGACAGAUCUGACCGCUCAGAGACGGGUUUAGUUUAGACAAACCAAAAACAAGCCAAAUUGCUCAUAUUGCUGUUGGAUUCUAAGCUUGCAUUUUGAUUGGAAUUUGUCAUGUUAUCUGACCAUUGAAACAGUUUGCAUUUAUAUAUUUGAUGAUAGUGGAAACACAGAAGAUGAGUGAUUUGAUCUAAAAAAAGUGACAUUGACGUGUGUAACUGAAGUCAGCGUUGAUGCUUGGCCAUUAGAAAAUCUGGGCAAAUACUCAUGCUGUUGUUUCGCUGAGUCACUCCGGCCCGACUAACUAGUCUUUUCAGAUGAUCAUGUCCUCUGUCAAAAGUUUUUUUAGACCUUUUUAUUUGUAUAGGACAGCUUAGACUUGAAAGGGAAGGGAGAGAGAAGGGGAAUGACAUGUGGCAAAGGGCCGCAGGUCGUACUUGAACCCGUGUUGAGAAGUAAACCUCUAUACAUGGGCGCCCGCUCUACCAGGUGAGCUAACCAGGCGCUCACCUUUUAAGUUUUUAUUUGACUCCUGAUGAACAGACAGGUUGGCAGGAAAGAGGCAAAUGGAUUUUGGUCAAGCUGCCUUACGUACGGACUACAGAUGCAGUACUUUUGUCGUUAAUUUGUGUCAUUUGCUGCACUUCUUUGUGUCGCUGCAAUGGUAAUUCUGUCUUUCUGGGAUUUGUGUCUCAAUUAAUUAGAUACAGAUACUCUGAAGUUAUGUGCCAACAGUCCAGGAAGGAAGGAUCCAGAUGAGAUUAUGUAACUGAUUGAUUGAAAGUUUUUUUUAAUGUAAUUUGUAAAUGUAUUGUACAGCCAAUAACUAUGCAGUGUAAUAAGAGGCCCUUAACCAUAUGUCUUAACUCCUCUGAUUAGGUUAAAAUGCCUUUCUUUUUCUACUAUUUCACACAUAUUUGCUAUUUUAAGUUGGAAAACCAGAGCUUAAAAAAAUUGGCUACUUAAACCGCAUGACUAAAUUACUUCUACUAAUUAAGCUGUGACUUAUACAGACGUAAGAAUGCAUGCAUGCAUACAGCAUGAAAUUAAUUGUGCUGCUUUCAAAAGAUGAACCCAAAUUUUGACUAAAUGUUCCCAGAUUUGAACUUUGAAAAUGUUAUCUAAUAAAUCCUAGAUUUUCAGGUGUAAAUUGGAGGAGCUAAUCUUGCUGUUCAGCUGGGUUGAUCAGGUUAAAGGUUGAAUUAGUGAGCUUCUGAUGUUGUACUAGACAAUUUAUUGAUAGUAUAUAUUUUUAUUACAGUAAAAGUUCAUUUUGAAACCAAAAUUAUGCUUUAUAUGAUGUAAUAUUUCAGCUUUUGAAUCCUUCAUACUUGAUUAUAUUCAAUUAUUCGCCAUAGGUCAGCAGCAGAAGUACACUGCAGAUUGCGUAGUUCUUGUAGAGUAUUGUGAGAAGUAGUCUCGUAUGCGAUAGGUAGUGUAAUACAUGAUGGUAAAUAGAUGCCACUAUGUGUCACUGCGUCAAAGUUUAAGGCCUGUGUAGAAGUUCUACUCCUGAAGCUCAUUUUGAUCAGUUUUAGGCAAAAUAUAGUUUGGACACUGCUAACUUUAAACAACUUAUUUUAUGAAUGGGAGUUUCUGCGUUGUUGGCCCUGUUGGAUGAUUUGUUGCUUCAGCAAAUAGUUUUUGGUGAUAAUAUAAAAGGAAUGACAACUUUUGUUUUUGUAAUACAAUAGCUAAGGGUAAUGGUUAGAAAUACUAGACAUGCCAUAAUUAGUUUGGAGAUUGACAAAACGGACAACCUUGCAAUAAAAAUAUAUGGAUGUUCAGAAGAAACCAACGACAUAACUUGGAGACAGACUUGCUAUUAUUGCUAUUUGUUAUUUAUAGUUAGGAGUCUGGUUGUGACUAUAGAUCUAACACGCAUUAACUUAUUCUUCAUGUAUUCUCCAGAUGAUCUCAGGAUUGUGGUUAGAGUGAUUUCAAUAGGUUAUUAUUAAUUUGUGAAAAAAAACCCCCCCUCUCCAUUAGUGAAGUUGAGGCCGUUACCUAAUAGAUAAAAGUUGUAUAAGUCAGUUGUUUUGAUUAGAUUCUGUUGACCGAAUGAUUUUAAAUGCAUUACAGGUUCUAUUGUAGCCAUAUGUCAGUACAGUUAACCUGGCCUCAUGUUAUUGAGGUAGAAUUUGUGAUUAAUCUGUGAUAGGUUUUUUGCUGUUUUAGAGACAGAUAUCAGUGGAUUUGAAGGGUAUUUUGUGACAAUGUGUGGUUAACAAAAUAUUUUUCCACUGGAAAUUGUAAAAGCAAAUUAACUUGUUGGUAUGUGGGGUGGGCAUUUGGUGGUAACUUUCAACAUGCUGUGUUGAAAUCACUUUUGUAAUGAUCGUUUUAGACUUGUUAUUGAAUUGCCUUAUCCUCUCCCUGAUUGAUUUACUGUAAAUCUCGACAGCGACAUGGGAAAGCAAUUUAUUGACUGACUGAAUUGCCCUUCACUUGUCUCUUACUUGUUCUGAGUCGAGGCCCAUAUGGAUGGUGUAGUUGGUUGUGUAUGCUGGUGGUGAUGGAGUUUUAGAUAUCAGAAUAAUGCCUUGAUGCCUUUUUGUUGUCUUCUAUUUGGGAGACUUGCAAUGUAUAUAUUAAACUGUAUUUAUAAAUAAACGGUUGAUAAUUA